GGGUCGGCCAUCAACUGACCACCUCUUCAUCCUCCUCCUCCUCCCUGAUGCUCAUUAAGACCAACGGACAGGUGUACACCUACCCCGACGGCAAGGCAGGCAUGGAUUUAUCAAGCUGCUUUGCUUAGCAAUCGCAAAAUGGAAACAUUUCUGUCAAGAAAUAAGACGAUGGAGGACACUGCUGCACAAAAAUCUAAGAACUGAAAUUAGAAGGUAUGAGUUGGCAUUUAAUUAUCGGAAAGUGAAUGAAAGUGAUAGAAAACAUUCUGAAAGCUGAUGUUUGUUUGCAUAUUUUGUCUGUGGGGUUCCCCAGCCAGAAGAUAAUGCUGAUUGGAGGCCAUGAUGUGGAAAAGUUUGGGCACCAAUGAGGUAGCGAACCUCAGCAGGUGGUAGUUUUUCUUCGUAGUAGUUUUUCUCUCCGUCGUUGUUCUUUAGCCACCUGUGAGAUGUGCGGGAUGAUCGGGGUCCGGGACGCUUUCUACAGUAAAACCAAGCGUUUCUGCAGUGUCUCCUGCUCUAGGAGCUUCUCCUCCAACUCCAAGAAGGCCAGCAUCCUGGCCAGGCUGCAGGGGAAGCCGCCCACCAAGAAGGCCAAAGUUCUGCAGAAACAGCCUCUGAUGACCAAACUGGCUGCGUACGCCCAGCACCAGUCCAGCCAGCAGGGCGGCGCCAGAAAGAGCGUCUCUGUGGAUGUGUUUGACUGGGGGCGUUACCUUGGAGACGGAGAAGUGACGGGAGCGCCGGUCAGCUCCUUCAAACACGUUCUGAUGGGGAAGUCGUGGGGCAGCGUCGGUGAAGGAGUCCGGGUCGAGGUCCCGAACACCGACAGCGGUCUGCCCAUGAAGGUUUACUGGAUCGCCAGCAUCAUCAAGCUAGCCGGAUUUAAGGCCCUGCUGCGCUAUGAGGGCUUCGACAGCGACUCCACCAGGGACUUCUGGCUGAAUCUAUGCGUGCCGGACAUCCACCCGGUGGGCUGGUGCGCGGCCGGAGGGAAACCUCUGGUUCCUCCUCAGACCAUCCUGCACAGGUUCACCAACUGGAAGACCUUCCUCAUUAAGAGACUGACCGGGUCCAAAACUCUGCCGCCGGACUUCUCAUCGAAGGUGCAGGAGAGCAUGCAGUUCCCCUUCAAGAAGCAGAUGAGGGUGGAGGUGGUGGAUAAGACCCACCUGUGUCGGACUCGGGUGGCUCUGGUGGAGCAGGUGAUCGGCGGGCGGCUGCGCCUCAUCUACGAGGAAUGCGACGACGGGACGGACGACUUCUGGUGCCACAUGUACAGCCCGCUGAUCCACAGCAUCGGCUGGUCCCGCUCCAUCGGACACCGCUUCAAACGAUCAGACGGGAUGAGGAAGCUGGACGGACAGAUGGACGCUCCUGGACAGCUGUUUGCCAAGGUGAAGGAGGUGGAUCAGACCGGACUCUGGUUCCAGGACGGGAUGAAGCUGGAGGCCAUCGACCCGCUGAACCUGUCUGCCAUCUGCGUGGCCACAGUGAGGAAGGUUCUGGCAGACGGAUACCUAAUGAUCGGCAUCGACGGCUCGGAAGCAGCCGAUGGCUCCGACUGGUUCUGUUAUCACUCCACGUCUCCGUCCAUCUUCCCCGCUGGAUUCUGUGAGAUCAAUAACAUCGAGCUGACGCCCCCCAGAGGCUACGCCGGUCUUCCCUUCAGGUGGUUCGAGUAUCUGAAGGAGAGCAAGUCAGUGGCCGCUCCGGUCAACCUCUUCAACAAGGAAGUCCCGAACCACGGUUUCCGUCCUGGGAUGAAGCUGGAGGCCGUGGACCUCAUGGAGCCGCGGCUCGUCUGCGUCGCCACGGUGACCAGGAUCGUCCACCGGCUGCUGCGGAUCCACUUUGACGGCUGGGAAGACGAGUACGACCAGUGGGUGGACUGCGAGUCCCCGGACCUGUACCCGGUGGGCUGGUGCCAGCUGACCGGGUACCAGCUACAGCCGCCGGCCGUUACCGCGGGGUCCAGAGAUCUGCAGUCUGCCGGAUCCAAACAGAGGAGGAAGUCCCAGCAGUACCGAGGACAGAAGAAAAAGAGGAAGUUACCCGUUGCUAAGCGCCCCGUCAGCCUCUCCGGCUCCAUGGUAACAGGAGUUCCCAGGAACCUAUCAGGAGACGAGAACGAGACGCCGCCUGACUACCCGUCGCCGCCCCCUCCGGCCUCGGCCGCCCAGCCGCCGUCCGCCGACCCCGACGCGGAGGGCGGGGCAGGUCUGCAGAUGGAGAUCCACAACAACACAGGAGGAACGAAUUCCUCAUUCCAGCGAGCGGCGUCGGAAACCAACGGGUCGUCCCGAGAUUUCCUGGCCAACAAAGAUCAGUAAACUUUGCAUCUUUACCAUCGAACCAUUUACUGUGAUGAACUAUUAACUGCCGCCUGCUUCACCUCAUUGGUUUCCUUCCACAAACCCUCCGACUUUUUAUUCUUCUGAACCAAAACGUCCUGAGAAAGAAGAAAAUUUAAGCUGAUUGACAUGAUGCAUUCAGGUGCUGUCAGGACAAUGCGUGAAUCUCGUGAAGUGUUAUUUAAAACUUUUUUUUGCCUUUGAUAUUUCCAACAGGAGAGAAAUUUUGAAGGGUAUUCUGGAAAUUACAUCUUUCUUUCCAUAACUUUAAAUUUUGAUAACUGGAUUUACUUUUUGUUAGCUGAUAUUUCACAGAAACUACACUUUAAUAUGAGGCAACUUUUUAACCUGGUAGGAACAGGACAGCUCAAUUAUAACAGGUACUCUGACUGAAAGAGACUUUAUAAUACUAAUGAGUUUUCAGUAGCCAUUAGCUCAUUUUGUAUUUGUCACCUCUAAGCUGUGAGGAGGUAUGAUGUAAGUUUUAGAAAAUAACCCCCUUAGUAACAGAAAGAUAACCUCCAUAUUUCAGAAAAGUACCCCAAAAAGGGGACAUUGCAUCUGCCUUACAGGAAGGUCACUUCAAAGUUACAGGAAGGUAACCACUAAGGUUCAGAAGGUAACAUUUAAGUUAUAGAAAAGUAGCCUUGAAGUUACAAAGUAACUUUUAAAUUAGAAGUAGGUAACCUCAAAGUUACAGGAAGGUAACCUCUAAGGUUGAAGAAGCUAAUUUUUAAGUUAUCAGAGGGGAACUUCUUAGUUACAUUAAUGUAACCUGUAAGGUUCUGAACGAUAGCCUCAAAGGUUCAAAAAGUAACACUGAAGUUACAGAAAAGUAACUUUUAAAUUAGAGGAAGGUAACGUCUAAGUUACAGGAAGAUAAAAUUCAAGUGUAGGACGGUAACCUCUAUGUUGCAGAAAAGUAGCCUCUUAAAUUUGAAAAAAAAAGUAUCAUAUAAAAAGCUGAUAUAUUAACUACGGUUAGAAAAUAUUUAAUAAGUUUUAUGAGAUUCUUUUCUCUUUAAAUUUCUAAAACAAAAGUGAAAAUUAAAAAAUACAAAAAAUAGAAGAAAAUGUUGACAUAAAGCAAAUUUAUCUUUAAAGUUGGAACUUUAAAAAUAUCAAACAUCUCCUGAAAUUCUUCGGAUACCUCAGAAACCAGAAUUUAAAUAAGCUGCAGAACAAAAUGGUUUAAUUUGAUUAAACAGUUUUUAACAAAAAUAUAUUUGAUUUAAGAAGAAAUACUUUAUUCUAACAGUUUAACAAAUUAACAUUUUAUUACCUGUUCGGUCCGUGUGGCGUCCAUGAUAUAAAACAUUAUAAAUGUAAAGUUUGAUGUGUUUUUGAUGGUCAGUGAAGGAAGUUUCUCUGUUUUCAUUCAUGCAGAAGAUGAACUCAAAGUUCAAAAGUUGAAUUCUGCGUCUGUAACGUUAAACGUCGCAUUUUCUAGAAGAAAAUAAAUCUAUUGCAUUUCAUGAAGCUCUGAAGGUUUUAUAGAUUGAAUUAAACUGAUUUUAUGAGA
Molecule: messenger RNA, 3873 nt
Organism: Xiphophorus hellerii (green swordtail)
Lineage: Eukaryota; Metazoa; Chordata; Actinopteri; Cyprinodontiformes; Poeciliidae
Product: MBT domain-containing protein 1-like
Exons: 17
Coding region: 447-2330 (627 amino acids)
Biological process (GO): negative regulation of DNA-templated transcription
Cellular component (GO): nucleus
Molecular function (GO): zinc ion binding; chromatin binding
Source: RefSeq, a predicted model, not a curated record